Molecule: messenger RNA, 1941 nt
Organism: Aspergillus piperis CBS 112811
Lineage: Eukaryota; Fungi; Ascomycota; Eurotiomycetes; Eurotiales; Aspergillaceae
Product: fungal specific transcription factor domain-containing protein
Exons: 5
Coding region: 1-1941 (646 amino acids)
Biological process (GO): regulation of DNA-templated transcription; DNA-templated transcription
Cellular component (GO): nucleus
Molecular function (GO): DNA-binding transcription factor activity, RNA polymerase II-specific; DNA binding; zinc ion binding
Source: RefSeq, a predicted model, not a curated record
AUGGGAAGAUCCGCAAUGCAUCCCACCGGCCGAAAGCGUCGGGUCACCACCUGCGUGCCCUGCUACACUAAGAAACAGAGAUGCAACCGCCAGUACCCCUGCAAUUAUUGCACCCGACGUCGACCACCCGAGGAGUGUGUGUACCAGUCUACUAUUGCCGAACCCUCAAACAAUUCGCCUCGGGAAUCUAUCAGAGGUCUGGAGCCCCGGGAGCCAGCUAGUAUCGAGUUACCAGAAGGGCUUGCGGAGAUUUUGCCGUCAGAGGCGCAGAAAGGCUCAUCUAAUCCACACUCUUCUCUGGCUAAUCCCUUUGGCUACUUCGAGCACAGUGACUCUAAUACAAUGGCUUUGCUCAAAAAGUGGGACCUUGACAGCAGGGACCAAGAUGAGAACACCGAGGGUAUGUCAACUACAGUCCUGGAGACAGUCAAAGAAUAUUUUGAUCGAAUGCCUCCCCGUCCGAUAUUGGAUUUUCUGAUGCAAUAUUUCUGGGCCAAGAAAUGGCCUAUUUCUGUGGAGGAAAUUGAAUUUGCCGCUCUGAUACUUCGGAUUGGUGCCUACUCGGCACAUUUCCUGCUUUCUCCGACCCACACAUCUGAUCGGGUUCAUGGACAGCCACUCUCGGAAGUUCGUAACACCUGUAGUGACAUUGGUGAUGAGCUUGCCAGAGCAUGCCUGGCUUUGGACUGGAAAGGAUCUCUAGUCCGAGUUCAGCACGUUUUAUUCGCCUCUCUCAAAUUCUCCUGUGAAGGGAGGACUGAUAAAUUUUGGGAAGGCAUUGCCUCUGCUUGUAGUGCAGCGCAGAAGGCAGGGAUUCACACGGUCGCACCUGUGCCAGGGGAGGAUAGUUCUCAAGUACUAGAGAAGGAGAUGCGCCGGAGAACAUUAUGCGGGCUGUAUGUUCUGGACAGCCAUCUGGCCCGACAGCUUGACCGGGUCCCAAUUCUCCCCGACAACCUAGUUUUAGAGACGUUACCACGAUUACGCCUUGCCCCGGACAUCAUCGACUUGUCUACGCCUGCGGACACACCUGAAAUAUUCACCGAGCGUCUCAUGCAGGUCCGGUUGGGAAUGUUUUGGAGAAGCUUGGGUUCCAAACGGAACCUACCGUAUGACCCUAUUCACGGCGAAGAGCGGUAUGAACGAUUCUGUGCGGACUAUAUCCCUACCUUACCCCCGGAAUUUGCACUCAAUCCGAAUCGGAGAUGGGAUGUCCAACUUCCUAAGUUGCCCAUGCAGAGACAACUGCUCUACAUCGCUAUCUUCGAUUCCGUUUGUUGGAACUUCCGCCCCCUACUGUUGCUGCAACCCAGCCAAGUCACCAGUCUACCCCCUUAUAAACAAGUUCUUCUCCGGUCUCAAAAGCACAGGCUGGCUCUAGCUGCUCUCGAGGAGCUACAUGCUGUCACCACUCUGCAUACCAUGUUCGGAGGCUCCCACACGCGUUUUAGCGCCAUCAUAUUCAACACGUUCGAAGCUGCAGUUGUUCUUCUUGUACUUUGUGCACAUAAAGACUUCCCCUUUGAUCAAGGCGAAAGCCAUGUCAAUAUUCUCGGUUUGAGAAUGGCCACCCUGACUCGGGCGAGAACGAUGCGGGCAGUUGAGAAGGCUUUGGGACGACUUCAGAUGCUGGCUAGGGUCAGUGAGAUGGCUGCCUCUGGAGCACAGGUUGUGACGCAGCUAUUUGCGAAGGCUGCCAGACUUGAGCAACUCCAAGAGCCAGGCACCACCACUGAGUCAAACCAGAGCUCUUUAUCCCCGCGUAUAUCUUCGAACUUCCCCAACGUAGACAGUGGCUCUGGGCUCUGGAUGCCCCCAGGGGAGUGGAACCUGACGUCGAUGCCAGACAUGGUGUCCACCAUAGGUUAUGGUGACUCAUACUCAAUCCUGCAAUUUCCUUCUCUUGACCCCACAUGUUGGGAUAGCAAUUUUCACAACUAG